UAAAGCCCUCGUGACAUUUGACGGUGACAGGUGCGCGUGUGUGAUCUACCCGAUUGGGACACGCCUCCCGCAUGGACAAUGCACACGUGCAGUACACGACGAAAACAUUAUUCUUUAUGACAUGAAGUGAGACAUGGUAGUGGUGGUCGCCGUGUCCGUGGUGGCGCCACUGCUGCUACUGGUGGUGGUGCUCAUCAAGUGUCUGGGUUGCCUGAGGAAGAAAGAGGGUUUCAAGACUUUUGAAAAUGAGGAUGCCCGUAUGGAAGCGAGGAUCAACCCUGGCUUCGCCAUGGGUCAAGAUGUGGAUGACAGAGAUCAGACAAUGUCCACAACUAUUCAGAUCGAGCCCCUACCAGAGCUGCUGGCCGAGUCCACACCGAGGAAGCCAAAGAUAGCAUGUGUGGAGAAGACAAAGCAAGAGGCAGCCUUCAAGCUUGUGGUGAUAAAUAACCCUCAUCCUUUCCCAAGGCGACAGCUGACCUACUUGAAAGAAAUUGGAAAUGGAUGGUUCGGACAGGUACUGGAGUCUGAUGCUGAGCACAUCACAACGGGAAUUCCUCUGAGUCGUGUGGUGGCCAAAGUCUUGAGAGAUGAUGCAUCCAACUCAGAAAAGAAACUAUUCCUUGAGGAUGUGGUACCUUACAGAGAACUUGAACACUCCAACGUGCUGCGUCUGCUGGGCCAGUGUACUGAAAGCGCCCCCUAUCUCAUGAUCCUGGAGUAUGCUCAGAUGGGUGACCUCAAGACGUGUGUGAAGAACCUGAAGGAUCGUGCUGAUGUUAUGACACAGAACUAUCAGGUGGUUAAGUUUGCCAUUGAUGCUGCAAGUGGAUUGGCUUGUUUACAUCGCCAUGGUUACAUACACCAGGAUUUCGCAGCUCGAAACUGUGUCGUGAUGGCAGAUUACACGGUCAAAGUAGGGGAUUAUGGGAUAUCUGAAGAUGUGUUCAAGGCUGACUACUACGUCAGUGGUAAGGAGAGUCUCCCCAUCCGAUGGAUGGCUCCAGAGACCCUCAGUCAGCAGUCGGGCAGCUGGCAAACAGCCGUCAUAACCAGGGAGGCAAAUAUCUGGUCAUUCGGGGUGCUGCUGUGGGAGGUGGUGAUGUUUGGCAAGCAGCCAUAUGGGAACAUGCCCGAUGACCAGGUGCUGCAGACGGUCAUUGCAGACCGUAUGGUCAAACUGCCGGAACCGGAUGUCAGUAUACAGUUCAAGGACAGAAUAGUAGAGGUGAUGCUGUUCUGUUGGCUAAACCCAGGAGAGAGGCCCAGCAUAGAGGAUGCCCAUGGUCUGCUUCAGAGGUUGUAUGAAAUUGUGGCCGGUGAUCAAGCUCAGGCAGAGAACUUUGAAAAGAAAUGGAGUCACAUGAUACCCCACGAGGCACGUAUUGUGUCGGCCAGACCACAGCCCAAGCAGCAGAAACGACCCACAUCUGCCAGCUUUGACAACAACUUUGUUCAGGAGCCCAAGUCUGAACCUCAGCAAGCACUCACUGAACAAUCCACCAAACCAGGGGAUCUCGUUUCAGUGAAAAUUGAGGACAUGUCCACAUCAGUGGUGAAUGGUGGCCAUAUUGCUGUCAACAUGCAGCCGAGUUUGGCAGGCAACCUGGCCCAGUUACCCACCCCGUCUCGCCAUACACUGCCUGCUCACAUGACCAGCACUCCCAUCAUGGACCUUGCACCAACUCCAAACGAACCUGAUAUCAGUCAGAAACAACAAAAGUCAGGAUCGGGGUCGAGAACCAGUAGAAAAAUUGAAGAUGAAUUUAGUAUAGCACAAGUAGCUUCUACCAAAAGCAAUUCCGGUUCCAUGGCUUCACCAGUGCCAUCAGAGGAGAAGACGCCUGAUGUUUUGAUUGAUGUUCCUCAGGACGAUACAGAUGCAGAUCUUCAAGGGGCGUUAGGCAAAGAGGAAAAUGUACCUGUGUCGGAUCAGUUUGAUUUGUUGGGGGGAAAAACUGCAAUUUCCGCAACACAGCAAGCAUCCAGUGUUGAUGUUCUUGAAGCUUUUGGUGAACCUGUACAAGGUGUACAAAACAAGCCUAACACUCAGGAGGAGAAUAAACAGGAACAAGCAUUUGUUGAUAACAAAGAUCCAUUUGCAGAUUUGUUUGGGCAAGGUGAUAUUGCAGACCAGAUAAAGCCUGUGUCAUCUCAGCCCAAUUCUAGUUCUGAGCUGUUGCCUACUAACGGUAACCAAUCACUCCUCAGUGAAUCCUCACCUAAAUGUGAUGCAGAGUCCCCUGUCUCAGGAUUUGAUGAGCCGGACACCAAAGCUGAGCUUGUAGGUAAGCAGACGGCUUCAUCAGACACCAGACCUGACACUGAUGUAGAACCACAGAAUUUUCUUUCUAAUGAUAUAGAUUUAGUGUCGUCUCAUAACUUUCAGGCUGAGAGUAUAAUUCCAAAUACAUUCCAUCCCAGUGAGAGAUCAGCAGGUGAACCUGUUUCAAAAGGUGAGAAUGUGAAGCCGUCAGACCUUGCUCUGGACAAUGGCACAUCUGGAUAUGAAACACCUGCAGAUCAGUCUGCCAAAUCAGACUCUAUUGAGGAAAACACAAGUGGGGCUGAAUCUUCGUCAGACAGUGCUGUGUGUGUCAGUUCCCCAGAGUUGGCAGACGCGCCCAGUUCCUUUGAUGUAGCAGCGCCCUCCCAUGAGAAGGUAGGUACAUGUGUAGAAUAUGUGAGUGAUGAUGAGAGUAAAAGUAGUUCCUCUGAAUCCGAUAGUUCAUCAGACUCUUCAAACAGUGGAAGUUCGUAUGUAUGUGAGGAGAGCAGACGAAUCAUUCAGGUGACAGAUCUAGAUGCGGAUGACGAUGAUUCCGAUAAUUUGGAUGAACACCAGGAUAACAUAAGUGAUGAAGUGACAGAUUCAGAUGAGGAUCUUGACCUUAGACUUGCAAGUGAACUCUACCUCUCCAAAGGUGUCAGUUCUCCUAGAGUGUUUGAACGGCCACCAUUAGAAACCAUUCCAGAGGAUGUGAUGCCCUCACCUUCAGAUACAAGUUCCAUAGAUCUUAAAUUUGAUGCCCACUUUGACGAUGUGUUCGCCUCUCAAGAUAAUUUUGAGUGGGACGAUUUUAUGGGCGAGUCUAUUGUGGGCCGUGAUAGGACUAGUUACACUCCAAAGGCUAGUUUCGACAUGUCUGAUUGGUUGAUGGACGGUGACUCCCUCAGCUACAGGAGCAGCGGCAGCAUCCAGUCUCCGCUCGAAAGUGUCAGCCCGGAUGUUCUUGGAACUAGUGAUCCCUCCAUACGUCUCUCCACUGCCUCAACUUCGGAGGUAAAACGACAGCGAGGCCGGACGUCUCGUUCAUAUGUAUCUGAUCUCAUCACUAAUCGUAGUAUACACGACUCCUUUACUAACACAAAAAAUACCCGGACACCUUUUUACUCAUUAUUCGAUAAUGUAGACAUGGACUCCGACUCAGAUACUAACCUGAGUCCAGAAUCUAACCAGCCUGAAUCUCGCCUAAUUGAAACAGCCCCAGCAGGAUUGCAUGACAAAGUGGAAGAUUUAGCGUCCGGCUCGCGGACUGACGACUCUUUGUUUAUUCAGGUUCCCAGUUCUAGUAAAGCUUAAACAAGCUUUGUUGGCUACUUCAGCAACCAUCAUUGGGUCCAACUGAUGCAACUUUCUCAGUGGAAACAUCUGUGUCGUCUGCACCUAUGCUAGAAGCAGACGUGAC
Haliotis rubra (blacklip abalone) is the source of this 3689-nucleotide messenger RNA. Its product is annotated as serine-rich adhesin for platelets-like. The transcript is spliced from 13 exons. Gene Ontology annotation, biological process: protein phosphorylation. The coding region runs from base 134 to 3583 and encodes 1149 amino acids. Gene Ontology annotation, molecular function: ATP binding; protein kinase activity. Lineage: Eukaryota; Metazoa; Mollusca; Gastropoda; Lepetellida; Haliotidae. The record is from RefSeq and is a predicted model, not a curated record.